AUGCAUUUUACAAUAGUUUCACAUGGUAAACCAGCAACAUUUCGAGAUAAUCAACCAAAGCCAUGUUGUGUACCUGACCAAUUUAGUGCUCUUAUCAGUGGAUCGGAUGUCAUAGAAGUACCGAAUGUUGGACCGGUGGCUCUUUAUGGCGCUUUUAAUUUUUCAUACGAUGCAAAUCGUGGUAUGUAUGGAAUGAAGGGUAGAACUUAUUCAGUAAUAGACAAAACGGACACAUCUGUAUGGAUUAUUGGAACUAUUUCUGAAAAACAAACUUAUGCAAUAGAUCUAAAUUCAAAAAAAUGUGUUAAAGAUUCGAUUUCAGUUGCACCAUUUCGUUGUAUACCAGAAUCCGCAACUUAUUUGUAUUCAUCUAUGUAUGGUUUCGGUGAUAACCAAUUUAAAGGAGAUACAUGGUUUAUAGAAGAUAACAAUGCAGUUAGCUUUGUAACUGUUAGUAGUGAUGGUAAUUGCAUUCCACUGAAUGGUAACAAUUUCAUUUCGACUCCUCCUGGAAUUAGUACUAUGACACUUGCAAAUUAUGUACCAAAAAUUAAUGAUCCAAGUAUAUUUGAUAUUCCAGAUGAAUGCAAAAAUGCUGUUUAG
Messenger RNA from Rotaria sordida, 603 nucleotides. The record is from the annotation of a GenBank genome assembly. Lineage: Eukaryota; Metazoa; Rotifera; Eurotatoria; Philodinida; Philodinidae.